This is a messenger RNA of Cervus elaphus (red deer), 1407 nucleotides long. RefSeq names its product phospholipase A2 group V (gene PLA2G5). Gene Ontology annotation, molecular function: phospholipid binding; calcium ion binding. The transcript is spliced from 5 exons. The coding region runs from base 522 to 938 and encodes 138 amino acids. NCBI's taxonomy places the organism in Eukaryota, Metazoa, Chordata, Mammalia, Artiodactyla, Cervidae. Gene Ontology annotation, biological process: lipid catabolic process; phospholipid metabolic process; arachidonate secretion. The record is from RefSeq and is a predicted model, not a curated record.
GAGAGGAGAUGUGGCCUCCCCCGGUGUCGGAAGGGCUCAGCGACACCUUCUGUGUAGUGGGGGCUUAGUGCUAACCGUCCUUUUCAGAUGACAGGCAGGAACGGGGCUGGGGUGGGAUCCUGGGAGCAGGGAGGCUGCUGCACGUGGACUUGGAGAGCCUGUCCCCUCGGUGACCUGGCCACCCCCGGCCCCCACGUUUCCAUGCUUCCGUCAGGCUGUCUCCUCUCUCCCUGUUUCUCUUACCGCAGCCUCUGCUCCACUCCACAAUUAUCUCUUGGCCUUGCUCACUCUCCUCCGUGAUUGCUUGAUAAAAAUAGUCAACCCCACGUCCUCCUCCGGGAGCCUGGGCUUCGCGGAUGGUCCGCUUUUCCAGCCUUUGCCACGUUCUCUCUGACGCACCUUUUGUGAGUGUUCAGACCCCUUGUCUGGGGCCUGGUGCAGCUCCCCCAGUGCCGACAAGCCAUGUCCCAAGAUGUUCUGAUGCCCACCUGUGAUUCUGGCGUUCCUUCAGACCACUGAAGAUGAAGGGCCUCCUCACGCUGGCUUGGUUCCUGGCUUGUACUGUGCCUGCUGUCCCAGGGAGCUUGCUGGACCUGAAGUCAGUGAUUGAGAAAGUGACUGGAAAGCCCGCCCUGGAGAACUAUGGCUUCUACGGCUGUUACUGUGGCUGGGGGGGUCGCGGCACCCCCUUGGAUGGGACUGAUUGGUGCUGUUGGAAGCAUGACCACUGCUACGCCCAGCUGGAGACACAAGACUGCGACGUCUUGACCCAGGCCUACAGAUACAGGGUCGCACGUGGCUUGGUCAUCUGCGAACACGGGUCCCGCUGCCAGCAGCAGCUCUGCGCCUGCGACCAGAAAUUCGUCUACUGCCUGAAAAGAAACUUGAGGAGCUACAACCCUCUUUAUCAAUACUAUCCCAACUUUCUCUGCAUCUAGUCACCCUCAGAGAGCUCCUCCUGGGCCAGGAAGCUUGCUCCCCUCACUACAGCAUGGAGCUCAUCCAUGCUGCUGGGCUUCCCAGGGAGGUUCCAGGUCUGGAGUCUCGAUGGUCCCACUGGGCUUGGAGGAGCCCCACACCCACACUCUCUGGGCCACCAGAGAGUCCCAGGAGAGUGACUCAUGUCACUGGAUCAAGAAGGCCAGGGUCCCUGGCCUCCACUUGUAGGAACGCCUGCUCUGGGGCUGAAAGCUCACCCCUGACUCCAGGCUGGCUGUGUGUCCCCUCAUCCCUGAUCAGUCUUAUUUCCCCAGGAGAGUGGCUUUCCCAGGACAUGUUAACUUUUCAGUUCCACAGUCACUGCCAACUUGCAGAGAAUUUUUACCCAAGCAGAAUCAAAAGUGACCCCCAUAAUUCUGCUACAGAGAUAUUAAAUAAAAUUCCUUUUCAAGACUAACAAUAACCACA